AUGCCGGUGACAUUGAGAUGUGGACACAACUUCUGCCAGGCGUGCAUCGCUCACGCACUGGAGACACAGGAGGUGUCUGGCGUAUACUCCUGUCCGGAGUGCAGAGAGAAGCUUCUCGGCCGUCCAGGGCUGCAAGUCAACAGCAACCUUCAAAACAUAGUGGAGAAGCUCUACUCCAAGCAGCCUUUAAUGGAGGAAUUCACAAUCCACUGCACAUACUGUGUGGAUUCUCCUAGAGCUGCCGUGAAAACGUGUCUGGACUGCGAAAGUUCUUUUUGCAAUGACCACCUGAAGGUCCACGGCAAUUCAGAUGGACACAAAAUAAUCAAUCCCACCGCCUCCCUAGAGGAUCAGAAAUGCUCUGUCCACAAAGCAAAACUGAUGUUUUAUUGCUACGAGGAUGCACAAUGCAUCUGCAUCGACUGCUGCCUUGCUAAACACAUGGAACAUGAUGUAAGGCCGAUUGAUGAGGCAUCUGAGGCGAAGAAGGGAAAGCUGAGAAGGCUUUUGAAUGUGCUGGCCUCUAAGGAAGAGGCUACUGAUCAUAAAAUCUGGAAUUUUCAGGAGAACAUGAGAGAAAGACAAGAGAAAGACAUUGAAUUGGCGGAGAAGGCAACCGCUCUGUUUAGAAACAUUAGGAGACAUCUGGAAGUUCUGGAGAAAAAAGUCCUGACUGAGAUCUUCAGUGGGGGUGACGAGUUUUCCCAGCAUGUCUCUGGUGUGAUCAAGUCUCUGGCAUUAAAGAAGAAUGAGUUGUCCAAGAAGAUGCGGCACAUCGAGGAGCUAUGCAACAUGACCAAUCCAAUAACGUUCCUGCAGGAUCAGAAGUCGGAUAGAGAGGAGUUUUGUGUCCCUGAGGAAUGGGAUAAGAGUUACCUAAAUGGUGACAGUAACCGGCUUCUUAACACCAGAAAUGUGGAUGAGGGUCUGAUCUCAGAGACCAUCCACUCAGGACUAUGUGACAUUGUGAGCGAUCUUUCCACAAAGGUCUCUCUCCACGAAGCUUCGGACAUUCUCCUGGAUGUAAACACAGCGGCAGCUAACAUAACUGUAUCACAGGACAUGAAAACAGUUACGCUGUCCCACACGGACCAGUAUUAUCCAGAAUCACCAGAAAGAUUUGAGGACGGUCAAAUUUUAACCUGCAGGAAUUUCUCCUCGGGACGGCACUACUGGGAAGUGGAGACCAGUGACCUCGGAGACUGGAUGAUGGGACUGGCGUAUGCCUCUAUAGACAGACAUGGGGAACAUUCGUGGCUAGGAGAAAACGCCAAGUCCUGGUGUUUAACCAGAUAUCAGAACCGGUACUCCGUGAUACAUAACGGUCAGGAGUUGCCCAUACCGCACCAGUGCCUGUGCAAGAGAUUCAGGAUCUAUCUGGAUUACGAAGCUGGACGGUUGUCUUUUUAUGAACUUGGUGACCCAAUCAGACACUUGCACACAUUUGCCGCCAUCUUUACAGAGCCCCUCCAUGCUGCCUUUGGUGUACUAGAGGACAAAGAUGACUGCUGGGUGAGAAUCACAAGUUAG
This is a messenger RNA of Nanorana parkeri, 1530 nucleotides long. Its product is annotated as tripartite motif-containing protein 7-like. The transcript has a single exon. NCBI's taxonomy places the organism in Eukaryota, Metazoa, Chordata, Amphibia, Anura, Dicroglossidae. The coding region runs from base 1 to 1530 and encodes 509 amino acids. The record is from RefSeq and is a predicted model, not a curated record. Gene Ontology annotation, molecular function: zinc ion binding; protein binding.